Messenger RNA from Mus caroli (Ryukyu mouse), 887 nucleotides. RefSeq names its product kallikrein 1-related peptidase b3. Gene Ontology annotation, molecular function: serine-type endopeptidase activity. Gene Ontology annotation, cellular component: secretory granule. Gene Ontology annotation, biological process: regulation of systemic arterial blood pressure; zymogen activation. NCBI's taxonomy places the organism in Eukaryota, Metazoa, Chordata, Mammalia, Rodentia, Muridae. The record is from RefSeq and is a predicted model, not a curated record.
UGAGGAGCCUCUACAGCUCCCAGAUCACUGCCUGAAGCUCCUGGACACCUGUUACCAUGUGGUUCCUGAUCCUGUUCCUAGCCCUGUCCCUAGGAGGGAUUGAUGCUGCACCUCCUGUCCACUCUCGAAUUGUUGGAGGAUUUAAAUGUGAGAAGAAUUCCCAACCCUGGCAUGUGGCUGUGUACCGAUACACCCAAUAUUUAUGCGGGGGUGUCCUGUUGGAUGCCAACUGGGUUCUCACGGCUGCCCACUGCUAUGACGACAACUACAAGGUUUGGCUGGGCAAAAACAACCUAUUCAAGGAUGAACCAUCUGCUCAGCACCGAUUUGUCAGCAAAGGCAUCCCUCACCCUGGCUUCAACAUGAGCCUCAUGAGGAACCACAUUCGAUUUCUUGAAUAUGACUACAGCAAUGACCUGAUGCUGCUCCGUCUCAGCGAGCCAGCUGACAUCACAGAUGCUGUGAAGCCCAUCGCCCUGCCCACUGAGGAGCCCAAGCUGGGGAGCACAUGCCUAGCCUCAGGCUGGGGCAGCAUGACACCCACCAAAUUCCAGUUCACCGAUGAUCUCUACUGUGUGAACCUCAAGCUCCUGCCUAAUGAGGACUGUGCCAAAGCCCACAUAGAGAAGGUGACCGACACCAUGCUGUGUGCAGGAGAGAUGGAUGGAGGCAAAGACACUUGCAAGGGUGACUCAGGAGGCCCACUGAUCUGUGAUGGUGUUCUCCAAGGUAUCACAUCAUGGGGCCAUACCCCAUGUGGUGAACCUGAUAUGCCAGGUGUCUACACCAAACUUAAUAAGUUUACCUCCUGGAUAAAAGACACUAUGGCCAAAAACCCCUAAGUAUCACACUGUCUGUUCUUAAUAAAAUCCACCAUGCAACAAAUG